AUGGACAUGCAGGCGCUUCCUGCUCCAGACAACAUGGAGCACGACGAAUUGGACAUCAUGCACGCGUUAUCGCCACCCCCCAUGCAGCCUUUGGUGCUUUCCGCCCCAAUCAAGCUCACGGUGCCGGCGCCUGGCGACGCGCGACGGUCCCUGCGGCCUAGGCAAUCCAUCCCAAGUUAUAUUACCGGAAAGGGUGAAGGGAAUUUCAAGCUCCCGCGCACGUUGAAGCGCAAAGCGUCGAGUUCUUCGACGGUGGAAAAUCAUCCCGAGCAGGAACACAACCUGAAGAAGACGAAAAAGGAGAAGGAGAAGGAGGAAAAGAAAGUUACGAUGGAGGACAAAAAGGCGCUCACCAUCGUCGUGAAUGCGCGAAAAGUGUCAGUGGAGGCCGCCCGCCGUCGGUGGCUAUACCGACAUCGUGACCUCUUCGUGCCGCUCCUACCCGCAUCGUCGACGUUCUUUCUGAACCUCCAGAAAGAGAUCGAAAGUGCCGCUUCCGAAGCGCCUGUCAAGGGCGGCAGCACUGAAUAUAUCCCGUUUCACGAGUUGGACGAGCAACCCAAGCUUGUUACCGGCGGAACUUUGAAGGACUACCAGCUUCACGGACUUAGUUUUCUAGUUUGGAUGUGGAAGAACGGAAUGAACUGUAUUUUGGGCGACGAAAUGGGACUAGGCAAAACUCUUCAAACCCUCUCCCUCCUCGCGUACAUCGCCGAACACUCCAAAAGCACGCGGCUUGACCCACACCUUAUCGUCUGCCCGCUCUCAGUCCUCCCAUCCUGGCUCUCCGAAGCCGCGCGCUUUGUACCCUCCUUCCGCACCCUUCGCUUUCACGGCACUCACGCAGAACGCGCGAGGAUCAAGGAGGCAGUGAAGAACGGCGAGGAGCAGUAUGAUAUAUGUGUGACGACGUACGAUGCGUAUGCAGUGGAGGAUGGCUGGUUCAAGAGCCGACGGUGGACGUACUGCGUGCUUGACGAGGGCCAUAAGAUAAAAAAUGCGGAGACAAACAUCUCGAGCAAGAUCCAAGGCAUCAGCGCCAUGUACCGUCUGAUCCUGACGGGCACGCCGAUACACAACAAUCUAUACGAGCUCUGGUCUCUCCUUCAUUGGCUCUAUCCGCAGGUCUUCACGGCCUCGUCGGAGAACAUGUUCCGCAACUCUUUCGACCUAUCAAAGGGUUCAUAUUCGCUGCCGUUCAUCAAGGCCGCGCAACAGCUUCUGCGCACGAUAAUGCUCCGGCGCACCAAGGCUAACGUCGAAAUGUCCGUUCCCCCAAGGGAGGAAUACACCGUUUUUGUCCCUCUCACCGAGGCCCAGCGGUUCUGGACGCUCCGGCUGCUUACGAGAUUAGAUGCCGUCGACCUCAAGCAGAUAUUCACGGAAGAGCUUUCGAGGUCCGCGGUGAAGACGGAAGGGAGGGAUAGCGAGCUAGAAGAGGGGCGAAGGGAGGUGUUGAGACACAUCACGGAGCAGGUUCGGGGCGGCAUGACUAAGACGGGCGAGCAAAACCAAUGGAAACGUCUAAUGAACCUUCUUAUGCAGCUCCGCAAAGUGUGCGAUCACCCGUACCUCUUGCCAGACGCGGAGCCCUCUCCAAUCGUGAUCGGAGAGCAUCUCGUGGCGGCUUCAUCGAAGCUCAUCAUGAUUGACAAGUUGCUAGCGGAUGUCUUGCCGCGAGGCGAGAGGGUGCUGAUAUUCUCGCAAUGGACAGGGAUGUUGGAUAUAUUGGAGGAUUUCAUGACGUUGCGUUCCAUCCCCUACGCGCGGUUAGACGGAAGUACGACGCGCCCGCGACGCGCGCUUGAUAUCAAGCUAUUCCAGCAGGAUAAAUCACCGUACAGUGUAUUCCUCAUUUCAACGAAGGCCGGCGGACUCGGUAUCAACCUCACCAAGGCGACCACGGUCAUCAUGUGUGACUCCGACUGGAACCCUCAAAACGAUUUGCAAGCCAUCGCUCGCGCUCACCGAAUCGGUCAGACGAACACGGUCAAGGUCUACCGGCUUAUAUGCCAUAACACGGUCGAAGAUCAGAUGCUAGAUCGAAUUCGUAGGAAACUGUUCCUCUCCGUAAAGGUGAUGGGCUCUGACAACCCGUCGAACACGGACGCGUCAUCAACUCUCAGAUCCAGCGAGCUCAUGGAUAUCCUACGGAAGGGUUCGAGCGCGCUCUCUACCGAUGGAGGCAUGUCCCUCGGCGAGUUCCUCUCCGCACCGCUUUCCUCCGUCCUCGACGCCUCGCGUGCGGCCGAAGGCACGCGUGACGCGAAGAUGAAGCACGAACUCGCGCCGAAUGCGGAGCAGGUAGAUGCGAAGGCCCUCGCGGACGCAGAGGAAGAGGAGCGCGAGCUGCUGAGCGGAGUCGCGCAGGUACAGAGCCGUAUCUUCGAGGGGAAGCUGAUCGAGCGGGGGAAGAAGAAGAACCACCAGAUCGCCAACGAGUGGCAGGCGCUGCAGGAGAAGGCCAAGGGUAAGAGGGUGAUCAUGGAUGGGAUCGAGAUCCCGGCGAGGACCGUGCCUGCUGCUGCUCCGGCGGAGCCGAAGGCAAAGCAGAAAGGCAAAGCAAAGUGGGAUAGCGAGGACUGGUGUCACUACUGUCGAGAUGGUGGCGAGCUCGUGUGCUGCGGGCGGUGUCCUCGAGUAUUCCACAAGGAGUGUCGCGGGCUCACUGCGGCACAACUGAAGAGGAACUUUGCGAUUAUAUGCGAGCAACAUUCGUGCGUUGUGUGCAAUCGCUCCACGGGAGACGCAGGCGGAAUGCUCUUCAGAUGCCAAACGUGCCCCCAGGCCUUCUGCGAAGAUUGUCUGCCGGAGGGUGACAUCGACGCCGUCGGCGAGACGCUUCCCGAAUUUCUCCUUCUCGGCUACGGUUUCUCGCCCUCGGCGUACUAUAUCAGAUGCCACGACUGCCGACAACGUUUCAUCGAGGAGCCUCGCAUCUGGGAGUCGUGGCAGGAGGAAGAACGCGAGACGCAGCGUAAAUUGGAGGCGCUGCGGAACAAUGAGGUGGUGCGACAUCUGCUGUAAAUUAAU
Messenger RNA from Punctularia strigosozonata HHB-11173 SS5, 3033 nucleotides. RefSeq lists its product as uncharacterized. Gene Ontology annotation, cellular component: nucleus. Gene Ontology annotation, molecular function: DNA binding; ATP-dependent chromatin remodeler activity; ATP binding. The transcript is spliced from 18 exons. NCBI's taxonomy places the organism in Eukaryota, Fungi, Basidiomycota, Agaricomycetes, Corticiales, Punctulariaceae. The record is from RefSeq and is a predicted model, not a curated record. Gene Ontology annotation, biological process: positive regulation of transcription by RNA polymerase II. The coding region runs from base 1 to 3027 and encodes 1008 amino acids.